AGGAAAGUUGGAAUUUUGGGCUCACAUCACAAGAUCAGGUCUCAGACAAUUUCCACGAAUAAAAACUGAAAUAUUCAUAAUGGUGAAAAUAUUUUCUGCAAUUUUUUCUGUGUAUCCUGACAAUAAAUGGUGUGGUUUGACACAAGCAAAAAGAGCCUUAAAAAUUUUAAUGAUCGGACAAGAUCAGCACACAGAAGUUUUUGAAAAUGUAUUGCACCAAAUAGAAGAGACUGAAGAGCAUGAUGAAAGGGACACCAAGUCUAAUUUAGAUGAAAACACAGCAAUCACCAAUGGAGAUAAUUAUCAAAAAAGAACUGCAGUGUUGCCACAAGGACAUGGUUCUCAAUGCUGUGAAUCUGACUCAAGUCCUGAAAAUGAGAUCAACUUUAGAGAAAAAGCAAAAGAAGAAUCUGCUUUUGUAUACCAAAGUGUGAUAAAUGUUAAAAGUGAUCUGUACACCCAUAUUUGCGAAGGAACAGAUAGUGCAGACAUCAGACCACUAGAAAUGGCUGAAGUGAUUUGCGGUCUGCUCAAUAACAAUGUUGAAGGUAGCAUCUUCAUUGGUCUGUCCCCUGACUCUGUAGUAGUGGGUAUAAUAAUGAAAGAUAGUGAUCUUAAAAUCUUAGUUAAAGAAAUUAAUUAUGUACUUUCAGAUAUUGAAAUAAUUAUGACCAAAUUUAUAAGACCAGCGUUAUCAAAAUCCAAUUACGAUAUUAAAUUUCUACCAGUCUUGGAAAACAGGAAUGGGUUAUUACAAAUUAAAUCUAAUGUUUACGUUAUACAGUUAAAACUGUAUCCUCAUAAGAGAGUUGUAUAUUCUCUACAUGAUGGCACAAAAUAUUAUACACGUAAAGGUGUUAAAACAGUUGAACACAGCACAGAAAAGAGACGUAAAGAAUAUCCCUCCAAAGAGAUAGACGAGAAGACUGAAGAAACUUGCAAAACAAAUUUGUCAGUCACAACUGCCAAUGAUUCAUUAGAAGCUCAAAAACUAAGUGAUGAAGACACCCAACAUUCAGAAGGAGGGAAUCUAAGGUCUAUUGAUUCUUCCCAAAACGAUUCUUUUAUUGAAGAUAGAGACAAUUUUUCUGUUUCUCCACAAUCUUCUGAAAUUCAAACUUCUAGUAACUUGAUAUCACCUGUCUUUCAUUUUAUUAAGAAACUAAUCCCAAAUACAGCCAACGAAUAAUGAUGGUGGAUGUUAAUGAAAAUUUGUCUGUUUUAAAAGGACAUAUUUCUAAGAUGUUCUGGAUAUUGAAACCAAACAAAAUAUAAUAUUUAGCUUACUUCUCAAAUUUUGUCUAAAUAACUGACAUUUUAGGCAUUACAAAUGAGAGAAAGAUCAUUCAUUUUUUAAAGCUAUUCUUAACAUAGAUUGUGAGUUUACAUAUUGUGUUAACAAAUCUAGAGAAAAAUGAAGUGGAUCAAUAACAUGCUUUUGUCACAUUUAUUUUAUAAUGAACUUUUUGAGUAUAGAAUAGAAAUUCUUGUUUCAUGAAAUAAAGAAAAUACAAAAACAUUUUGUUGUCAUAUUUAAUGUGUAAAAUACACAUCUCUUCAGGGUUAGAUGGUGAUUUGGAUGGACCAUUUUGCUUUUUUCAACCAACUUCAGAGCCUACAGUACUAGUUGUAACAAGCCCACUUGAGUUCUAGUUUUAGAAGUGGGGAGAAGAUGGCUUUGCAAGUGCCAUGUUCAAUCCAGAAAAUAUUGAUACUCAUAUUAAUAGACGAACUAGACCUCAGGUUAUACCAGAUAAAUAUCACCCACUCAAGUUUGAACCAGGUUGGCAAACCUGCUUUCUAUCCACUUAUGCUGCCCCGACACAAAAGUGAAAAUUUCUAUAUUGCUAAUUUACAAUGCAUGCAGAAAUUAUAAAAAAACUGUGAAGC
Messenger RNA from Gryllus bimaculatus (two-spotted cricket), 1890 nucleotides. NCBI's taxonomy places the organism in Eukaryota, Metazoa, Arthropoda, Insecta, Orthoptera, Gryllidae. The record is from the annotation of a GenBank genome assembly.